CCUCCCCAAGUAAGGUGCCACCAACCUCCUGUGGUGUACGUGUAAGUCGUUGUCAACAAAUAUAUGCGCAGGUAUUUUUGGGCCGAGCUGCAUUUCCCAUCGACCAUCAGUUCUGGUGACGUAGCAACAAAAGGAUUCCAAGAUGGGACUCGAAAGUACUAUGGUCUGUGUGGACAACAGUGAGUAUAUGAGGAAUGGAGACUUCCUCCCCACCAGACUUCAGGCCCAGCAAGAUGCUGUCAACAUUGUGUGCCACUCCAAGACGCGCAGCAACCCUGAGAACAAUGUGGGCCUCAUCACCAUGGCCAAUAACUGUGAGGUGCUGACCACCUUGACUGCAGACGCGGGGAGGAUACUGUCUAAACUGCACGCUGUCCAGCCCCGUGGAAACAUCAGCUUCUGCACAGGCAUCAGAGUGGCACAUUUGGCGCUGAAGCACAGACAGGGGAAGAACCACAAGAUGCGUAUAAUUGCCUUUGUGGGCAGCCCAGUGGAGGACAACGAGAAGGAUCUGGUGAAAAUGGCAAAGCGUCUAAAGAAAGAGAAAGUCAGUGUGGACAUCAUUAACUUUGGAGAGGAGGAGGUGAACACAGAAAAGCUGACGGCCUUCAUCAACACUCUGAAUGGGAAGGAAGGAGCAGGGUCCCACCUUGUGACAGUGCCUCCAGGCCCCAGUCUGGCUGAUGCCCUGCUGUCCUCUCCUAUCCUUGCUGGGGAGGGAGGAGCCAUGCUGGGCCUGGGGUCCAGUGACUUUGAGUUUGGAGUGGACCCCAGUGCAGACCCAGAGCUGGCACUGGCUCUGAGGGUGUCUAUGGAGGAACAGAGACAAAGGCAGGAGGAUGAGACUCGCAGGGCAGCAGUGGUGUCUGCUACUGAGGCCGGGGUUCCCUCGCCUACUGCUGACGAGUCAGACGAAGCUCUGCUGAAGAUGUCAGUCCCCCAGGCUGACACGGCCACGCCCGCUAUGCCCGACUUCAGCCGCAUGACAGAGGACGAGCAGAUUGCCUACGCCCUACAGAUGUCCAUGCAGGGUGGAGCAGAGUUUGGUGCAGAGUCAAUGGACAUGGACACAGGAGCCCCUGUAGACUCAGAGGGUGCUAAGGAUGAGGAGGACUAUGAUGUGAUGCAGGACCCAGAGUUCCUCCAAAGCGUCCUGGAGAACCUACCGGGUGUCGACCCCAACAACGAGGCCAUCCGGAAUGCCAUGGGCUCGCUGGCUUCACAGACAGGAUCCAAACCUGACAGCAAGAAAGACAAAGACGAUGAGAAGAAGAAAUGAACAUUUACACAGUAAACAUAAUAGAUACCCUGGCGUUGACCUGUUGACAAUGGCUCCUUUAAUAUAAUAGUUGUGCAAACUGUAACCUCAGAUGACCUCUAGGUUUUUUUUUGUUGUAUCGCCAUACUCAAACAGUUGAAUAAGGCUUUCUUUAUCUUUGUUGUGUGAAGGUUAAUGAUGCAUGUUGCCUUUAAAAAAUAAAAGUUUGUACUAAAGUGGGACCUUAUAUCAACCCAAGCACAUUCGGUAAGUGUACAUUUUAUGUGCUGAUAAUAAUAAAUAAAUUUACAUAAUUCAAGGGAA
Messenger RNA from Oncorhynchus keta (chum salmon), 1582 nucleotides. Its product is annotated as 26S proteasome non-ATPase regulatory subunit 4-like. The transcript is spliced from 10 exons. Gene Ontology annotation, cellular component: nucleus; proteasome regulatory particle, base subcomplex; cytosol. Lineage: Eukaryota; Metazoa; Chordata; Actinopteri; Salmoniformes; Salmonidae. The coding region runs from base 143 to 1279 and encodes 378 amino acids. Gene Ontology annotation, biological process: proteasome-mediated ubiquitin-dependent protein catabolic process. Gene Ontology annotation, molecular function: polyubiquitin modification-dependent protein binding. The record is from RefSeq and is a predicted model, not a curated record.